AUGGAGACCCUCGAGCGUCAGGAUCAGCUUUCCCGUUCAUCAUCCACCGACUCCGCCAGUGAGAUCAACUCCGCAACAUCAAAGGCCACCACUACCACUACCACUACCACCACCGGUAUUACCUUCGGCCUGAACCCGGAAACCGUAUCGGAUCGUCUCGCGGUCAUUAUGCAACAGGUUGCCGCCCACUCGGGUUUUUCGCAAGAAGACUCCGUCACCAUCCACCGUUGCCUGGAUGCCAUCGAAUCAGUCUUGGACCCGCGCGCCCAGCUCACAAACGAGGUCAUCAAAUAUCGACCCCAACGUCCUCGGUCUUGGACAACAAUAACAACAACAACAACAACAACACCGCCACCAAUAACGAAAUCAGUCGGUUUGCUCGCUCCGGACAUCCAUUGUUCGCCCUCCGUCAUGGAACCCAAGACAGAUCAUCAACAGUUGACAGUCCUUCUCAAGGAUGUCACCAUGCUCCAUACAGGUCUGCAGCAACGACGUAAAGAGGCCAACCAGAUCUAUAAAACCUUCCGUCGCAAAUGUCGAGGCUUAGAGGAAAGAAUUGUGGAGCUGGAAGAGGAAGUGGAUGAACUACAAACGGGUAUGCAGGAAAACUCAGUCGAGCUGGAAGGACUGCGUGGCACAGUGCGUGGACUAGAAUCGUGGGUCGAAGGGUGGCAGAUGCAACAUGGCUGGACCGAGGCGAAGCGUACAUCCCGGCCAUCAGCCAAACGCGGACGAUGGGGGAAACGAAAAACAGAGGAUGCCAGGGAUGCUGAGAGCGAUGUGUUGGUCGAAGGAAUCAAUGCUUGGAUGCGAGGGUGGAAGGAUGUAGAAGAAGGCUCUCGAUUGAGAGAGCAAGGCCGCAGAUUAAGAAGAGACGAGCGAUUGAGACAUGCUGAUCGGUGA
Molecule: messenger RNA, 903 nt
Organism: Penicilliopsis zonata CBS 506.65
Lineage: Eukaryota; Fungi; Ascomycota; Eurotiomycetes; Eurotiales; Aspergillaceae
Exons: 2
Coding region: 1-903 (300 amino acids)
Source: RefSeq, a predicted model, not a curated record